UAAGUGGGUAAGUCAUGCUGGUCUUCAGAUGCUACAGAGACCCUUAGAUGUCUGUUUUUCCUUAAUGUUAACUAUACUGUUAGACAUAGAUGAGGUAAAUGUUAUUUGUGUACUGCUUUCUCUGUAUUUCUGUUGCCUUAUGUAGACAUGAUGUGGUCUAAAGAUGGAUACGGGAAAAUGUGAACUUAGACUUUAGGUCUGAUGGAGAUUAGGGAGGGUAAUUUUAGGAAUACAGUAGGAGUGUAAACUAAGUUAGGGGUUUCUUUCAUUCUGCUUAUGGAAGAGGACCAACUUAAGGUACAAGAAUUGUUUCCCUGUAUGAUUUCUUCAUUUUCAAAUGUUCUGUUGUACAUAAUUGGAAUAAAUUAUUCUAAAACUUAAAAUGCUUUUUUCCUUUUUGCAUUAAAUGGAGAUUAUUCCCUGCUGAAUAAAGGACUGUGUUCAAACGGUUCCCAAGAUGAGACGAAACUUUGAAAAAGCUGAAGCUGCUGCAUCUCAACAAGAAAACCCAACCAGAACCUCAAGGCUGCGAAUAGAAAGAAUAGUCCUGCUGGUUCUGGGCUUCCUGCUGGCUGCUGCUCUCAUUGUCAUCUACAGACUCGCUUUCCAGAUGAUACAAACAAAUCAAGCGGUCCAAACUCUGAAAGAGGAGAAUGAAGUUCUGAGGAGAAACGUCUCAGAAAUAAAUCAAUGCAGCCCAUGUUCUCCACCUCCAAAAGUAAAAAAUGAAACAUGUUGGAAAUGUGAAGCAGGCUGGGAGCUACAUGGAGGAAACUGUUAUUAUUUCUCCACUAAUAAAUCCUCCUGGGAGAACGGCAGACGUUUGUGUAAAGAUCUGGAAGGAGACCUGGUGAAGAUAGACAGCAGAGAUGAGCAGAUUUUCCUGGCAGAAAGACUAAAAGAAUUGAUGAAGGAUGACGAUGACAAGUUCUGGAUUGGACUGACAGACUCAGCGGAAGAAGGCAGAUGGUUGUGGGUGGAUGGAUCACUGUUAAAUGAAAGUUUCUGGAAGGACCAAGAGCCGGACAACCUGAGUAAAGAUGGUGCAUCUCAAGCUGACUGUGGAAGGAUGGGGGAGAAAAAAGGAGUGGACAAUCUGAAGUCCUGGUUUGAUAUAUCCUGUCUUUAUCUUCAGAAAAGCAUCUGUGAGAAAGGUGCAGGAACCAUACAGAGUUCUUCUGUUUGUGUCUAAAGUCAGGUUCAGUCUAUAAAACAGUUUGAGGUCAGGAUCAAGCUGCAGAGGUGCUGAUUUUAUCAGAAAAAAAAUGUCUGAAACAUUUAGAACUCAUUCCAGAUUUGUUUAAAUAAUCAUAAAAUCUGGGAUUUUUUUUCUCAUCUGUUAUAUCAACGCAUUGUUAC
Molecule: messenger RNA, 1359 nt
Organism: Cyprinodon variegatus (sheepshead minnow)
Lineage: Eukaryota; Metazoa; Chordata; Actinopteri; Cyprinodontiformes; Cyprinodontidae
Product: C-type lectin domain family 4 member E-like
Exons: 7
Coding region: 458-1192 (244 amino acids)
Source: RefSeq, a predicted model, not a curated record